Alligator sinensis (Chinese alligator) is the source of this 2627-nucleotide messenger RNA. It is a transcript of the gene RBM24, whose product is annotated as RNA binding motif protein 24. NCBI's taxonomy places the organism in Eukaryota, Metazoa, Chordata, Crocodylia, Alligatoridae. Gene Ontology annotation, cellular component: cytosol. The record is from RefSeq and is a predicted model, not a curated record. Bases 123 to 806 code for a protein of 227 amino acids. The transcript is spliced from 4 exons. Gene Ontology annotation, molecular function: mRNA 3'-UTR binding.
CAGUGAGGAGGUGUCCGCCUGAGGGAGCUGCUCCGGAGCGACUCCCCCCCGCGUGUGAACGCCUCCCCCGUCCUCCCUUCCUUCCCUCCCUCCCCGGGCGCGGGCUGCCGGCGGGCCCCACCAUGCACACGACGCAGAAGGACACCACCUACACCAAGAUCUUCGUGGGCGGGCUGCCCUACCACACCACGGACGCCAGCCUGCGCAAGUACUUCGAGGUCUUCGGCGAGAUCGAGGAAGCCGUGGUCAUCACGGACCGGCAGACGGGCAAGUCCCGAGGAUACGGAUUUGUCACCAUGGCUGACAGAGCUGCUGCUGAGAGGGCUUGCAAAGAUCCGAAUCCUAUCAUUGAUGGCAGGAAGGCCAAUGUGAACCUGGCAUACCUGGGAGCCAAGCCGAGGAUAAUGCAACCAGGUUUUGCCUUUGGUGUUCAGCAACUUCAUCCAGCUCUCAUACAGAGACCUUUUGGGAUACCUGCUCAUUAUGUCUAUCCACAGGCUUUUGUGCAGCCAGGAGUUGUAAUUCCACAUGUCCAACCCACAGCCGCUGCUGCCUCCACCACACCUUAUAUUGAUUACACUGGAGCUGCAUAUGCCCAGUAUUCAGCAGCAGCAGCAGCUGCUGCCGCCUAUGACCAGUACCCAUAUGCAGCAUCCCCGGCUGCUGCAGGAUAUGUCACCGCUGGGGGUUAUGGCUAUGCAGUCCAGCAACCAAUCACUGCUGCAGCACCUGGGACAGCUGCUGCAGCAGCUGCAGCCUUUGGCCAGUACCAGCCACAACAGCUGCAAACAGACCGCAUGCAAUAGCAGAUGGACUUUUGAAGAAAGUUCUCUCUUUCUUUUCCUCUUUUCCAGCCUUCCAAUACACGUAGUUAAUAAGAGACUAUUAACAUUAAGAAGCUUUAAGAAAAGCAAUGUUAUUGCAACGUUAAAAGAUUUUAUUAUUAUUAUUAUUCCACUGUCUUCAUACAGUAUGCAUCCAAUUCAUGUUGUUAUAGGAAAGGAGUAGGUUGGGGUGUAUCAGUUUCAGUAUCAGUCCAGAAAAAACUGAAAAUGUACUGUACUGUUCUGAAAGGAUGGCAAGAGUAGCAAUGGGACUUCAUGGGGGGGUUGGGGGGAAGGGAAAUAAAAUAAAAGGAAAAGUGUAUUUUUUACAGUAUCAGGGAAGCAAACUGCCUUUUUACAAGUGAGAAAAUGGUAUUUAGAAAAAGUAGAACCAGAGGAAAAAAUAGUGAGCAAAAUGUAGCCUUUAUAUGGAGUUUAACUUAAAAAAGAAAAAAAAAAUAGAGUUUAAAGCACUGAUUGUCCUUUUUUGCUUUUGUGGCCUACAGAGCCAGUUUUAGUGAGAGAGUAUUUUCUUACCAUUUCAUGAAUGGGCAUCGAACAAUCUGAGGAAUAUGGCCUGCUGGUAAAAUGGCGGACAGGCACCAAAGUUAUUUUCUUAUUUGUCCUCUGGAUGAGUGGAACUGUGGAGCAAGUGAUGUGGAAUUAAUGGGUGCAACAGCUGUAGAGACAAUCAAUAACACAGACAGUUCUGGAAAGAACACAUCACUUGUGCUCGUUUGAUGAGCUAGUCACAUUCUAAUCCCUCUCCCCAUCCUGUUUCACUUUUGGGAAACUUUAAUUGCUGGUGUCAGCUAUUCUGAUUCUGAAAUAGGAUCAGUCAUUUACUGCAACAGCCUUCUCUUUCUAUUUAUUGCAUCUAUUCAUGACUUGUGAAUAAAGGCAGGAAGAAGCUUGAUGAAUUUAAACCUUUAAGAACUGUUUUAAGGGAAUUUCUCUUUUUUUUUUUUUUUUUUGAAAAUUUGUACAAUUUUAGUAUAUUUCAGAAUAAUAUUUAAAAUAUUUAUUAGCAAACCUACAGUACACGACCCAACUUUUGUUACUGAGAUACAGUUCUUCAAGGGUAAAUGGUAUGUGAUUUAUACUGUGCCUUAAUUGUAAUGCUAUUUAAGAAAAUAUUUAUUUUGAAAGUUUUACUAUGCUGCACUCUAAAGAAAGCAACUUUAGAUGUGACACUGUAAAAUUAUGUAUUCAUCUCAUGGCAUAAAUUAUUUAGUAGUUUAGAUGUAGCAUAUUAAAUAUUAACCUAAUCAACUAAGGACGUUGACUCGGAUUUAUUUAAAUUCAGUAUGUGCACUGUAUGAGGGUACUCUUAAAAUUAACACCUUUUAGAUUUUUACAUUAAAAUACUGCUAAUUCAUGCUUUUCCCUCUUAAGUAGUUUUUUUUCUUAGACCUCUCAAAUACAUUAGUAUAGCUCUUUUCACUCAUCUAUACAUAGACUGACAAUUUUUUUUUCGUUGCUAGAAAAUGCUGCUUUACAUUGUCCUGUGAAACUGCAAUACUUGCAAUUUUUAUUCUUGAUCUAAAUGGAAUUUAAUAUUUUACACUGUAUUGGAUUUUUUAUACUUGAACAAUUUCAUACAAGGGAAGACAGGAUAGCAUUUUUAUGGACUUUAUCCAAUGUCACUGGAUUUAUUUUAAGUAUUCUGAUACUAGCCAGUGUUAUAUAAUGUAGACAAGACUCUCCUGUGCAUAUUAUUUAUUCAGUAUGUAUAUUGCUUUAUAACAUUUCAGAUCUCCUAAUCUAUUCACUUGUAUUAAAUAUAAUAAAAAUAUUGUUUCA